UCUCUCUCGCUCCCUCCCUCUCUUUGGUGCUGGUGUUGAUUCCCAGAAUGCUCCGCGAAGUUUAACACCAAGAUGGCUGAAACUAUGGAUGAAUAUGAGAAAGAAGCUGGCUGCGUCCCGAUUCUCCAUCCAGAGGAAAUCAAGCCUCAGAGCCAUUAUAACCAAGGCUACAGCGAAUCUCUUGGGCGAAAGAGCACCAGCGAUGAUUACAGCACCUGGGAUAUUGUGAAAGCUACACAGUAUGGAAUAUUUGAACGCUGCCGAGAGCUGGUGGAGGCAGGUUAUGAUGUCCGACAGCCAGACAAAGAAAACGUCACGCUCCUACACUGGGCAGCCAUCAACAACAGAAUAGAUCUAGUCAAGUAUUACAUAUCAAAGGGUUCUAUUGUCGAUCAGCUUGGAGGAGAUCUCAACUCCACACCACUCCACUGGGCAACAAGACAGGGCCACUUGUCCAUGGUUGUCCAGCUCUUGAAAUAUGGAGGUGACCCGUCACUCAUCGAUGGGGAGGGCUGUAGCUGUAUUCACCUUGCUGCUCAGUUUGGACACACAUCAAUUGUUGCAUAUUUUAUAGCCAAGGGUCAGGAUGUUGAUAUGAUGGAUCAGAAUGGGAUGACCCCGUUAAUGUGGGCAGCCUAUAGGACACACAGUGUGGAUCCCACCAGGUUGUUGCUCACGUUCAACGUGUCAGUUAACUUGGGGGACAAAUAUCACAAGAACACUGCUCUGCACUGGGCAGUCCUGGCCGGCAACACUACGGUUAUUAGCCUGCUGCUGGAGGCUGGUGCUCAUGUGGACUCGCAGAAUAUCAAGGGCGAAACACCACUAGAUCUCUCCAAACAAAGGAAAAAUGUCUGGAUGAUUAACCAUCUGCAGGAAGCAAGACAAGCAAAGGGUUUUGACAGUCCUUCGUUCCUAAAGAGGUUGAAGGCAGAUAAGGAGUUUCGUCAGAAGGUGAUGCUGGGAACCCCAUUUCUUGUCAUCUGGCUGGUGGGUUUCAUAGCUGACUUAGACAUUGACUCAUGGCUUAUCAAAGGCCUUCUGUAUGGAGUGGUCUGGGUGACAGUGCAGUUUCUUUCAAAGUCCUUCUUCGAUCACUCCAUGCACAGUGCCCUGCCUCUUGGAAUAUACCUGGCAACGAAAUUCUGGAUGUAUAUCACAUGGUUCUUCUGGUUCUGGAAUGAUCUUCCUUUUGUCACUAUCCAUAUUCCAUUCCUCCUCAACAGUGUAGCACUUUUCUACAACUUUGGAAAAUCCUGGAAAUCUGACCCAGGGAUAAUUAAAGCCUCAGAGGAACAAAAGAAAAAGACCAUAGUUGAACUUGCAGAGACUGGGAGUCUGGAUCUUAGCAUAUUCUGCAGUACCUGUUUGAUACGGAAACCAGUAAGAUCCAAGCAUUGCGCUGUGUGUAACCGCUGCAUUGCAAAGUUUGAUCAUCACUGCCCGUGGGUAGGCAACUGUGUAGGAGCUGGAAAUCACCGCUACUUCAUUGGAUAUUUAUUCUUCUUGCUCUGUAUGAUCUGUUGGAUGAUUUACGGUUGCAUCUGCUACUGGAGGAUUCAUUGUGCAACCAGCUAUUCAACGGAUGGAUUCUGGACGUACAUCACUCAGAUUGCUACCUGCUCGCCCUGGAUGUUCUGGAUGUUCUUGAACAGUAUUUUCCAUUUCAUGUGGGUGGCAGUGCUGAUUAUGUGUCAGAUGUACCAGAUCGCUUGCCUAGGUAUAACCACUAAUGAAAGGAUGAACGCAAGAAGAUACAAGCACUUUAAAGUUACAACAACAUCUAUCGAAAGCCCAUUCAACCAUGGAUGUGUACGGAACAUCAUAGACUUCUUUGAAUACAGGUGCUGUGGUCUUAUUCGUCUCGUUAUUAUAGACUGGACAAAGCAGUACACAAUAGAGUACGACCAAACAACAGGAUCGGGCUAUCAGCUGGUGUAGUGCUGCUGUUGUUUCCUUCCGAAGUCCUAUCAACCAUUGGCUGUUUAGGAGUGGUGCCUGAGAAUUUCCUUACUGAGACUGACAUCAGCUUGAACUAGCAUGCUGUUGUGGGGCUACAGAAGAACGACUGCUGGCACCUCCUUUUCACUCAACGUUUUAAUAACAUGGACAGUAUAAAACUGCCAGCCGCGCUGAGGAGGAGGAGGAGGAGGAGAAUGCAAAAAGGGAUUUAUUUGUUCUUGAAACGGCAGUCAUUUGCAAUUCAUUUCAUUGCAGUCUGGAUUGUUUUUUGUUAUAUUUUUUUUUAUAAUUUUUUAUUUUUCUGUAUACAUUUUGGCUGGUUUAAACUUGAAACUUAACAUUUCCAUAAUAUCUUACCCUUUUGAAGUAAUUAAUUAAGAAUUCAAGACACAGAUUUAAACAAUUUUAAGCAUUUGUUGGCCUGGGUACGAAGGCAUAUUACAUAAUCUGACUUGUAAACAUAUGUGCACCAGCUAAUCCAAAUAUCUCAUCCAAGAUUCCUGUACUAAAAUUGACAUUGAGUACUGUAUUUGGAGUAAUGUGAAGAAGCUCAAAGAAUUAUCUUUUAUAAUGUGAAUUGUUGUCAAAGCUCAAUUCUACAAAACACAAAUGCGUACCAAGGGGUACUAAGUAAGCCGUAUUCUUUAAAAUAUAAAAAUGCCUUUGCAGCCAACAUUAUUAUUUAUUUUAACUAUUUAAGCAUGAUGCUAUUAAAAUCACUUACUGUUAGAAUAUAAUUUGUUUUGGACUGUAUUCUAUAAUUUAUUGUGCAGUUCAGCUACCCUUCCCCUACAUUAGGUGGGACAAUCCACACAGUGUACAAAAAAACCUAAUGUAUUUUAAGACGGCCUUUUUAAAAAGGGUGUAUGACAUGUACAGCAGAAACAUCCCCAAAACAUUGAGCUAUUCUGGAUAGUCAAACUGCACUUGAAAGUGUUGGUGAAAUGUAUGGAACUGUUAAAUGAAAGUACACAAUGCUUCAGUUUCGAUUUCAGUUGUUGGUCACUUUAAACUUUUUUUUUUUGUUAAACCAUUGCACUGAUUUUUUUUUUUUUAUGAUAAAGUUGGGCUAAUUCAUUGCUUCUGAAACAUUUCCAUGUUUACAGCAAGAGAGACAGCCAUAGGCUUGUUUUUGAUUAAAUAAAUAAAUAAAUAAAUAAACGUGGUAGCCACCAAGCUUUUGUGAGACACACCUAUGAAAGGACCUUGUAGCAGCACCUGGACACCAGUGUAAAGAAUGUUCAUCUGUACAUAAAUUAUCUAGUUUGCCCUUUUUUGUGAGUGAAUUUGUCUGUGUUAGUUGAAGCUGCUCAUUUUGUUUUAUCCAACCAAAAAAUAAAAUUGUAUUACUGUAGCUUUUAGCUUUUAGUGACGUCCAGUGCUGAUGUUUAUAAGCAUUUUUCCCCAGUUCACUGCAUGUCUGAUGCUUGGAAGUAUGGCAGUCCCCAUAAUGUAGACCAUUUACACCAUUGAAGCAGCCCAGUGUUGGCCCAGACCGUUCUUAUCCAGAGAAGCUGAGAAUAUGUAAAUAGUGAUUGUUCAGUAUUUGCAAGUAGACAACAUUUUAUUUUCCCAGUAACUAUUACUUUGGUAGCGCAAGACAUUCAUAAUUUGCAAGUACCAAAUAUUAAACAAAGAAAUUGCAAAAACAAGUGUACUAUUAUAUUUGAAUGUUUUAAUAUUGGGGAAUAAAACUUUAACAAAGAGUUUUGGGGCAUAUGCUGGGUAUGUCCUAAAAAUGGUUGUAAAGAUGUAAAGCAAAAACAAACAAACCAAACCCUUUUUUCUGUGGUGUUCUCCGCUGUCUGCACACAACAGCUUGCGGACGAUUGCUGCCGAACCUUCAAGACAACUUUGAAGUCACACAAAGGCAACAUGCAUUUGCUUUAUGGGGACAGGUUGCAUCAUAGUUUAGGUCAAUCCAUGCACACUGUUACAGAUCUUGUGCAAGACCUAAUGCUGACUUGAAACAUUAUAAAAGGUUCAAAGGGACUGCAUCAUAACUCUUCCAAACCUUAAAUGUUUUUUUUUUUUUUUUUUAGAGACAGACCGAGACCUUAAAGACAGUUGAAAAUCUUUUGGGUUUUUAACUGCCAACUCUGUGCUUGAUUAAAACGGUUUGGCAGGCUGCAAUUAGAUUAACUAUGUACUACAAGAUCAUUAACACUUGAGAAAUCUUAAAGGUAUCCCUAUGAUUUGUUCAGGUGAUCUGUGAAUAUAUGAAAGGGGUCCAGUGGUAGGUUUCAAGAGUGCCUGCAUGUCAGAGGCGAGGCCAGGUGAGCUAUUAGCAUUAGUGCAAAUAACUAAUCAAUGGAAGCACUGGAAUUUAAUACUACUACUUACUAUGUUUUUUAAAGAAAAAUAGAUUAUUGCUUACAAAAUGGUACAGAUCAGGUAUUAGAAACCAUAGCUGUCACAAUGCUUCAAUAUAUCGAGCCAUCUAGUCUUGCACAAGCUUCUUUCACCUAUUGCGACCUGCACCCCAAAUCUUACGUGGUUUCUUCCAUUCAUGUAAGCAGCUGAGCUACAAAGGGUAGUUCAAUAACUGUAAUGCAUUGAAUGCUGAACGUUUUUCUACACCUGUAACUGCCAAUAACUCAAUUUACUUUUGCUGAGACCUUUAUUGUACUACAUUGUGAACAAAAAUCAAACCUGUAAAUGUUAAUUAGAAAAAAAUAGCUCUCGUUAUGUCAGAUUUUGUAAGUUAUUAAUCAAAUAAACAUGGCCUAUUGCAUAA
Molecule: messenger RNA, 4699 nt
Organism: Acipenser ruthenus (sterlet)
Lineage: Eukaryota; Metazoa; Chordata; Actinopteri; Acipenseriformes; Acipenseridae
Product: palmitoyltransferase ZDHHC17
Exons: 17
Coding region: 73-1941 (622 amino acids)
Biological process (GO): protein palmitoylation
Cellular component (GO): Golgi membrane
Molecular function (GO): protein binding; palmitoyltransferase activity
Source: RefSeq, a predicted model, not a curated record